CACUACUCCAGCGUACAAAUGUGUUGAUGAAUGAAUCAUUUCAAUGGUUAUAUAUAUACAUACAGUUAUAUAUAUGUAUGGAGGCAUGGAGAUUGUGAAGUAAACGCAGCACGAGGAUUAAAAAAAGUUACGUUCUUCAACAUUGGGAGCGGGUAGGGAAGCUUUCAGCAAAAAUGCAUACGUACCAUGAAUCCAGCCAAGAACACGUACUACGCAUAGUAAACACGUUGUGAAAGAGAGAGGCAGAGAGAGUGAAAAUUAUGGAAUUUGCAGUACAGAUAUAAAAGAAACCCCCAAGCAACCAUUUUCUUUGCAUUAUUUUUCACCUCAACCGCACAUGGCUUCUUCUUGAGUUUCCUAUAUCUCUCUCACACACAUACUCACACAUUUUCUUGGGUUUUCAUUUCUUCUUUUGUUUAUUUCCUACAGCACAUGCCCUCCUCUUCGUCACUCCACCUCACCUCUGCUUCUCUCUCUACAUUUUGUAUGUGCUCCAAAAACUUGGCUUUUUGUAAUUUUUUUAUCUUUGACUGAGCACUCAUCCAAAGAGAUUCCUUCAGAUCUACAGUGAAAAGUUUUUAGGCCUUGGGGUGACCUUAGCCUUUCGUUCUUGUUGAAGAAGAGAGAGAGACAGAGCACCAGCAGCAUUCAAGAAUUCUUGGAUUCAUCGAGAGACUUCAAUAUCAUCCAUCCAAACGACGUUGAGGACAUCAUAAUUUUGUAUAAGCACGGUCAGUGUCUAACUUUCAGAUGACAAUUCCCAAUAGUGUGGUGUCGUUAAAAUGGUAGAAGAAAAGGGGUUGUCUGCACAAAACCAUAUAACUGUACAACGAAUGGGUUGUGAGAUGGAAACCGAACAGCCCGAAGAUAUGGACAUUGUCCUCUCUUCUAUGUGGCCGGAAGACAUAAACGAAGCCGGGAGGCAAUUCAAUGUUGAAAGGCCGGGAGCAGAUCAGGAUAUGUUGGAGGAGGUUACAAUCAAGAAAGAGCCUAAUAUAGUAGAUUUUAAGCGUCUUAUGGAGCUUACAAAUUAUAGCGACAAGGGUAACUGGCAAUUGGCCAAGUUGGUCAGGAACUGGGAAUAUAAGCAGGCAAAUGCUGUACGUCUUCUCAAAGAGGAGCUCGAGAACCUUAGCAAGCAACAGCAAGAAGUUGAGCUCAAGAAGUUGGAGAUUUUGGAAGAACAUCGGUUUGAACAGGAUGGAUAUGGUGGUGAUAAGCGCCCGAUUUCUAUUCUUGAUGAGAAUCUGAAAUAUUUAUAUCAAGACGCUCCUAGAAGAAAGAAUGAUGUGAUCUUCCAAGGCGAAAAAGUAGAAAUAGAUGCCGAGUAUGACAGCGUAAUAUACUGGAAGCAGCGAGCCAUGCAUUUAGAGAAGCUUUUGGAGGCAAGUCUCCAACGAGAGCAAAUAUUAAUGGAGAAGUUGCAAGAAAGUAUAGAAAAUCUUGAAAGGCAAUCCUCUCCUGUGGAAGAGUUGUCGCAGGUUUUGACGAGAGCAGAUAAUUUCUUACAUUUUGUCCUCCAAAAUGCACCAGUUGUUAUAGGUCACCAGGAUAAAGAACUGCGGUACCGGUUCAUCUUUAAUCAUUUCCCGAGUUUGGGUGAGCAGGAUAUCAUAGGCAAAACUGAUGUGGAGAUCUUCAGCGGUGCUGGCGUAAAGGAAUCUCAAGACUUCAAAAGAGAGGUUCUCGAACGAGGAUUGCCUGCAAAGAGGGAGAUCACAUUUGAAACAGAGCUGUUUGGUUCAAAAACCUUUUUAAUUUAUGUUGAACCUGUUUUCAGCAAGACAGGGGAGACAAUUGGUGUAAAUUACAUGGGGAUGGAAGUAACUGAUCAGGUCAGAAAGCGAGAGAAGAUGGCAAAGCUUAGAGAGGAAAUGGCUGUACAGAAGGCCAAGGAGACAGAGCUAAACAAAACAAUCCACAUAACAGAGGAAUCGAUGCGAGCAAAACAAAUGCUAGCAACAAUGUCUCAUGAGAUAAGAUCUCCUCUAUCUGGAGUUGUAAGCAUGGCCGAGAUUCUUUCCACCACUAAUCUUGACAAAGAACAAAGGCAGCUGUUGAAUGUGAUGUUGUCUUCUGGUGAUUUGGUUCUUCAACUGAUAAAUGACAUCCUCGAUCUUUCCAAGGUGGAGUCAGGAGUUAUGAAACUGGAAGCAACUAAGUUUAGACCAAGAGAGGUAGUAAAGCACGUACUUCAGACAGCAGCAGCAUCACUACAGAAACUACUAACGUUAGAAGGUCAUGUAGCAGAUGAUGUUCCUGUGGAGGUUAUUGGAGAUGUCCUUAGGAUUCGACAGAUUCUGACCAACUUGGUCAGCAAUGCCAUCAAGUUUACUCAUGAAGGCAAGGUCGGAAUAAAUCUCUAUGUGGUGUCAGAGCCAUCCACAAUGACCAGACAAGAUUCAGAGACAGUUUCUCAAGAUCAGUCAACCGUUUCAGCCAAUACAAGGAAUACCUUGUCAAUGUCGCAAAACAAAGCUGAUCAAAAUGGCAGUGGGCAUGCAGAUGCAUGUGGUACUCGUGAAAACUACAAACUUAAUGAUGUGGCCCAGAUACAAAACGGGGCUCCAAUGGACGAAGACAAAGAGACUCAUCUCUCCCCAGAAGAACGAGUCGUUUGGAUUCGCUGUGAUGUUUAUGACACAGGGAUUGGAAUACCUGAAAAUGCUAUACCCACUUUAUUUAAGAAAUACAUGCAAGUUGGUGCAGAUACUGCUCGAAAGUAUGGUGGGACAGGACUAGGCCUUGCAAUCUGUAAACAACUGGUUGAGCUCAUGGGCGGCCAUCUUUCUGUCUCAAGUGUCGAGCAUCACGGGUCGACUUUUACAUUUGUACUACCUUACAAGGUGUCAUUGAUCUCUGAUAGUACUGAUGAUCCUGAUGAACUCUCAGACAUGGACCGCCAAGAUGUUCUCGGUGAUGGAAAUGAUGAUGAUUUACAUUCAGGUGUUUUCAUUUUCCAACCACGCACUUUGGGUUCUUUGUUUUCAUCUCAAAGCUCUGGGAGGAUCCAAAAGCUAUCGGUGAACAGUUAUGGAUUCAAUGCCUCACAUAAAUGUAAUGGGUUGUUAGAGGACUCGCUGUCUCCUUCUAGUAACAUCACAUAUAAAGAGACCAGUUCAGAAGAAGAUCCCAGCACAGCUGAUCAUGCUAUGGAGGCAUCAUCUGAGCCAGAGAUUUCUCCGACUCGCUGCUCGGGCUCCGAUGACCUAAAUUUAGCUGCAAAACAAGAGAAGAGUCAUCCCGAAGCGAAUGGCCGUUUCCAUCCUUAUGCUCACCCAACGAGUUCCUCAAGAGCAAGCAACAAUCUUGAUGGAACUUCAGAGGCACAAGUUAGGCAUCAAGAAAAGGCUCAAACGGAAAGAAGUUCUGAAUGCUCUUCUAGCAACAGUUCUGAGAUCCCAAAAGCUGAGCUGAAACCAAAGAUCCUUCUUGUGGAAGAUAACAAGAUUAAUGUGAUGGUAACAAAAUCAAUGAUGAAGCAGUUGGGUCAUGACAUAGACAUCGUCUGUAAUGGAGAAGAAGCUGUCCGUGCAGUUCAAUGCAAUAGUUAUCACCUCAUUCUAAUGGAUGUGUGCAUGCCGGUGAUGGAUGGUCUUCAAGCAACGAGAUUGAUCCGAUCGUUCGAGGAAACUGGUAGUUGGGAAGAUGCUAUUAAGGCUGGAAUAGAGAUGCAGUUGCCACCUCCACAUUCUGCAUCAAAUUCACAGCUAGAAAAACCAAGAAAGAGGACUCCUAUCAUAGCAAUGACAGCAAAUGCAUUGUCAGAAAGUGCAGAUGAAUGUUAUGCAAAUGGGAUGGACUCAUUUGUAUCAAAGCCUGUUACAUUUCAAAACUUGAAACAAUGUCUACAACAGUAUCUACCAUCAAUGCACCUGUAAAAAUGUGUGCAUAUUUGUACAGAAAAUGAAUGAUGAGUUAGGAAAGUUUUGGCAUCAGUGUCUGUAUAGCCUCUUUUUCUUGUCUCAGUCUCGACCGUUAGUGUGUCUAAUGUUUAGGAUCUGUAUAGUAGCAAGAUCUUCACCGUUCGCCCGGGCUCUUCUUGUUGUCUCUCCAAUCAUGGUGUUUUAGGGAUGUAUUUGCAGUAUUAAUGCAAGAUGAUAAUCUAAUUCUUGCGAUUUUAAGCAUGUAAGAUGAUAAUAAUGUGCAAAUCCAAGUGUGUUUG
Sesamum indicum (sesame) is the source of this 4165-nucleotide messenger RNA. RefSeq names its product histidine kinase 5. Lineage: Eukaryota; Viridiplantae; Streptophyta; Magnoliopsida; Lamiales; Pedaliaceae. Gene Ontology annotation, biological process: phosphorelay signal transduction system; protein autophosphorylation. Gene Ontology annotation, molecular function: histidine phosphotransfer kinase activity; phosphorelay sensor kinase activity. Gene Ontology annotation, cellular component: plasma membrane. The record is from RefSeq and is a predicted model, not a curated record.